This is a messenger RNA of Prorocentrum cordatum, 563 nucleotides long. NCBI's taxonomy places the organism in Eukaryota, Dinophyceae, Prorocentrales, Prorocentraceae. The record is from the annotation of a GenBank genome assembly.
CCACCAGCAGCCUCCGCUGUAAGCUCAGGGGUUGCGGGUUGGGCUUCCGACCUGGCUCAAACAUCGGCCCAAGUUGCGCGCCGCCUGCGCCUCUUCACGACUGUGCUCUCCCCCUUCUAUUCCUGUCGUCUGUUGGACUCCGCUCCUCCUCCCCCGCUGACAACACUUGCCUCUGCCUUGUACCCGGGGGAUGCUCACCGAGCUGCCCGGCCCGCUGUGUUCGAGCCUGCUGCUCUGGCUGGACGAGGGCGCGCUGGGGGCGCUGGCCAGCGCCGCCCGGUCGCCCUCGGAGCUGUCCGCGGACCCGGCGCUGUGGCGGCGGCUCGCCUCGUGCCGCGACCCCCGCGGCGUGUGGCUCGCCCUCGGGGGCGCCUUCGGCGGGGCCGCCGCCGAGCCCUCGUCGGUCGACUGGCGUGCGCUGUGCCGGCGGCUGAGCCCAGGGGCCGCGGGCCUCGCCUGGCCCGACGCCGAGGCGGCAGCUGGGAGCGUCGGGCCGGAGAGAGGCGGCGGACGGAGCCCGCCGGAUCGAAUCGACUACACGUAGGAUCGGGGGCGACCAAGAG